GAAUCUAAGGCUAUUCUUCCUAUUCUAUUUUAUUCUCCCGUUGUCCAAAAGCCCAGAUUUUUAUUUUGAAACAGUUGCUUCCCUACAAUAACAAAUGAUGAUCAGCACUCAUUCAAGACUGAGAGAAUCAUUGAAUUCCCACCAACAAGCUCUGAUAAAUUCGCCAACCUAACCCUCCUUUUCUAUUAACACCCACCUUCUCAUUUAUGAACCUCAACCUCUUAACUUUGGCUUUUACAGCUUCCUCUCUUCUCCUUCCUCAUUUACACUCCCACUCUCUCUCUUUCUCACUCUCUCACGGAAGCUCUGCUGAAACAUCUAUCAAAUAUGCUAAACAUAAACUAGAGCUUCAUUGUUGCCCCAACGUUCGUCGCUUACAGACUGGGUAAGCUCAGAUGUCGCCCUUGAAACCAGGAAAUUUUGGUUAUCCUGAAAACCCAUAUGCCAUUCUUUUGGGUUAUUCAGCUUAUUAGUCGCUGUUUUUGCUUUAUUUUGUGGCCAUUAUAGAGGUUUGAGAAAUGGACUGUGGCUUUUUAGAGGGGUUUUUAGUCUGGGGAUUCUAUGGGAGUUGCAGAAUCCAGGAAAGUUGCCGGAGAUGGACCCGGGACCAUUACGAGAGAUUCUCUGUAAGUAACUAAUGGCCGUGCUUUGGAAAACCUAAAAGGGGUGGGAUUUGAGAUUCUGGGUUGGCCGUGUGUUUCCGAUAUUCCUUACUUUCAAGAGUUUUUCUCAGAUGGGUCUUCGUUUGUUCGGUUCCAUUUUAGUUUUUGCACUGUUCUUCAAGCCUUUGGCUUGUCAGCAACCUAAUACAGAUGGGUUUUUUAUCUCCGAGUUCUUGAAGAAGGUGGGCUUAAACUCUUCCCAUGUCUACAAUUUUUCUGCUCCCGUUUGUACCUGGAAAGGGGCUUUCUGUGACAAAAAUGGAAAUGUUAUCGAGUUCGUGGCUUCUGGUGUAGGCCUCUCCGGUGCUAUUCCCGACAACACAGUCGGAAAACUCAGCAGACUUCAGAGUUUGGAUCUUAGCAACAACAAAAUCACCGGAUUUCCUACAGACUUUUGGAGUUUGGGCUUACUCAAGAGGCUCAAUCUCUCGUCGAACCAGAUUUCUGGCCCUCUCGGAGACAGCAUUUGCAACUUUGGACAGCUUGAAAGCGUCGACAUUUCCAUCAAUAAUUUCUCUGGGAAAAUUCCAGAAUCUAUAAGUUCAUUACUCAGUCUCCGAGUCUUGAAGUUAGAUCAUAACAGGUUUGAAGAAAGCAUCCCAUCAGGAAUCCUUAACUGCCAAUCUCUGGUUUUCAUGGACCUUUCGUACAAUCAGUUGAAAGGGUCACUUCCGAAUGGCUUUGGGGCUGCGUUCCCCAAGCUCGAAAGCUUGAACCUUGCAGGAAAUGAGAUUCAUGGUCAUGAUUCAGAUUUUUCUGGCCUCACAGCCGUGGCAGCUCUUAACUUAUCUGGAAACUUGUUUCAAGGUUCGGUUAUGGGGUUGUUCAAAGAGCAGUUGAAGGUCUUAGACAUCAGCAGAAAUCAAUUUCAGGGUCAAAUUUCUCAGGUACAGUACAAUUCUAGUUACAACUUGUCUCAUUUGGUGUAUCUAGACUUGUCUGAGAAUCAGCUUAGUGGAGAAAUUUUCAACAUUUUGGAGCGAGCCCAAAAUCUCAAGUACCUUAAUCUUGCUUAUAAUAGUUUUAGCAGCGGGGAAUUUCUACAUGUUAAAUUGCUUUCGAGUUUAGAAUACCUUAAUUUAUCCAAAAUCGGCCUCAUCAAUCACAUUCCUCCUGGAAUCUCACAAUUGAGUCAUCUGAAUACUCUUGACAUCUCUCAGAAUCAUCUUACGGGCAGAAUCCCAUCAUUGAGCGUCAAGAACCUUCAAAUUCUUGAUGUUUCGCGAAAUAAUUUGAGUGGAGAAAUCCCUCUAUCGCUCUUAGAAAAACUGCCAUGGAUGGAGAGAUUCAACUUCUCCUACAAUAACUUAACCUUUUGUGAUUCCAAUAUUUCCUUAAAAACCCUCCAUGCAGCCUUCCUUGGGUCAUCAAACAGCUGCCCCAUCGCUGCAAACCCGAGUCUCUUCAUAAGAAAACCCAGUAAACACGAGGUCUUGAAGCUGGCUCUGGCUGUUACUUUCUCCAUGAUCUGCUUACUUCUAGCAGUGAUAUUUCUAGCAUUCGGAUGCAGAAGGAAAAGCAGAACGUGGGUGGUAAAGCAGGCCUCUUACAAAGAAGAGCAAAAUAUCUCGGGGCCCUUCUCUUUCCAGACUGAUUCAACCACAUGGGUGGCUGAUGUUAAGCAGGCAACAUCAGUCUCGGUAGUAAUUUUUGAGAAGCCAUUGUUGAAUAUAACCUUUGCAGACCUAUUAUCUGCAACUUCAAAUUUCGACCGGGGAACCCUAUUGGCAGAGGGCAAGUUUGGUCCUGUUUAUAGAGGAUUUCUACCCGGCGGAAUUCAUGUGGCUGUGAAAGUUUUGGUCCAUGGUUCUACAUUGACGGAACAGGAAGCUGCAAGAGAACUCGAGUAUCUUGGUCGCAUUAAACACCCAAAUCUUGUGCCGUUAACUGGAUAUUGCUUGGCUGGGGAUCAAAGAAUUGCCAUCUAUGAUUAUAUGGAGAACGGGACCUUGCAGAAUUUGCUUCAUGACUUGCCACUUGGUGUUCAAACAACAGAGGACUGGAGCACGGAUACAUGGGAAGAAGUCGACAAUAUUGGAAUAGAAAAUGUUGGUUCAGAAGGUAUGCUAACAACUUGGAGAUUCCGUCACAAAAUCGCACUAGGUACUGCCCGAGCACUCGCAUUUCUUCACCAUGGGUGCUCGCCUCCAAUCAUUCAUAGAGAUGUUAAAGCCAGUAGCGUUUACCUAGAUUAUAACUUGGAGCCCAGAUUAUCAGAUUUUGGACUGGCAAAGGUUUUUGGCAAUGGUUUAAGCGAAGAGAUUUCCCGUGGUUCACCUGGUUACACGCCACCAGAGUUCUUACAGCCCGAGAAUGACUCUGUAACACCAAAAACUGAUGUAUAUUGCUUUGGUGUUGUCCUGUUUGAGCUAGUUACUGGUAAGAAGCCAAUUGGAGAUGACUAUCCUGAGGGAAAAGAAGCGCACUUGGUGAGUUGGGUAAGAGGACUUAUUAGAAAGAAUCAAGGAUCAAGAGCUAUUGAUCCGAAAAUUCGAGGUACAGGACCUGAGGAUCAAAUGGAGGAGGCCCUUAAGAUUGCAUAUCUAUGCACAGCUGACCUUCCAUCAAAACGACCGAGUAUGCAGCAGAUAGUCGGACUUCUCAAGGACAUCGAACCAACAGCUUAGCAUGCAAAUGACAGAUAAAAAAAGAAAAGCAUUGGGGUUCUAGUUCCUGUUAUCUUCCCCCACAACCACCUACAUUGGUUACUCCGGACUCCUUUGAUGCUGCACGAGGAAGUGUACAGUAUAGUCAUCAUGGAAAGAUAUGUUUUGAAUGUUGAUGUAUUACUUCUUGCCUAGUGUUCAUUGUGCAACAUCAGAAUUUAAUGUCGAAUACAUGAGUUUGGUCCUGGGAACUGAAAAAUGGGAAUUUCCAUCAAAAUUUUGUCCAUAUUCAUUUUUUUCA
Molecule: messenger RNA, 3569 nt
Organism: Momordica charantia (bitter melon)
Lineage: Eukaryota; Viridiplantae; Streptophyta; Magnoliopsida; Cucurbitales; Cucurbitaceae
Product: Leucine-rich repeat protein kinase family protein
Biological process (GO): protein phosphorylation
Molecular function (GO): protein binding; ATP binding; protein kinase activity
Source: RefSeq, a predicted model, not a curated record